AUGGAAAUAUCUUGCGAAACAAGCAUCUUUGAUUAUUUUCCAGGUGCAAAAGAAUUCUUGAAGAAAGAUAUAACUCUUAUAUAUCUUGCAUUGUUUGUUUAUUUCCUUCUAAUGGUAUCAACUAUAUAGGUAAACUUAUUUGGACUGAUAGCAGUUCUCCUCAUGCACUUACUUCCUUUUUUGCUUUUAUGAUUUGCCAGUAGGAAGCUUUCUCAAAUCCAUACAAAAGGCAUCAUUAAUUACCUGCCAGCUCCUCUUCAAGACCUGCUACUUCGCCGAUCAAUAUUUGAUGUCCUAUGUGAAAUCUGGUUUGUGCCCAAAAUUACUUUAUACUUAAAGAGAUUUGCUUUGCCGUUCUUCAUUAAGAUGGACAGAGAAGAGGCUUAUGCGAUGUUUGACGAUCUAGAUCCAGAUUUUGCUAAAGCUUUAGAUACUAAAGGAGUUAUUAAUAUUCUUCCACAGCCGAUCUACAGUGUUAUAAUGCCAAAAGACUUGUCAGUUGAAAACGAGCUUCCUUCUCUAAGAGAGCCUGAGCCAGUAGCUGAGCCUCUCCCAGCUCCAGAAUCCGGCUUAAUCCAAGUCAUGAGUUUUGACCCCAACGAUCAAGUCGUUAGAAUUACUAGCAAACGAACUGAGCUUUUAGGCUCAGGAAGCAGAGUUGAAAGGCCAAAACCAGAAAUUCACAAUAAAAUCGAUGAAAAAAUAAAAGAAAUUACCCAAAAAAUCCCAACGCUCCAACCAGUGAUGAGCAAAAUUCUUGGUAAUAAAUUCAGAGCUUUAAUGGAACUAGUCAGCCAAAAGUCAUUGAUAAGUUGUACAGUUGGAUCUGGGCUAGCGAUUUUACUGCAAAUUAUGUUUUCCAGGCAGUCAAGAGCAAUGUCUUUGGUUGGGAUAAAAGUGGCAUUAUUUAUAGGCGCAUUUUCUGCUUUAGGGUUUUCACUAUUAGGGCUUUUUAUAAAGUACCUGCAUAAGCAAGUUGAAGAACCAAAGAAAAAUGAAGAGGCUGAGGCUCAGCAGAAUGAAGAGCAGGAACCUCAUCAAUACCCAAGUGUAAGAAGGCUCUUGGAAGAAAGAACUAAAAUCAAAUCAAGGUUCAACACUAACUCCCCCUCCGUUAGCGAACAAAAAUUUUGAAUAUAAGUGAUAACUACUAUCAUGAAAUCUCGAGCUAAUUCUGUUGAAUUUUAAAUAAAUUGAGUUUUAAAACAUAAAUUUUACAAAUUAAUUAAUAAUUACUUUCCAAAUUUUGAGAAUGGGAAUUUUUAAAUUUCGAAAAAAAAUAUUUUCUAUAAAUUUAUACAUAAUUUCUUUAAAAAAAAACCUCCUCCGUGAGCGAACAAGAUUUUUUUUGUUUGGUCACGGAGGAGGGAGUAAGGGAGAUAAGAAUAGCUUCUUCAGCCCUGAUUUAAAUAUGGCUAUUUAG
This is a messenger RNA of Blepharisma stoltei, 1423 nucleotides long. Lineage: Eukaryota; Ciliophora; Heterotrichea; Heterotrichida; Blepharismidae. The record is from the annotation of a GenBank genome assembly.